CUGAAUAUAAGCAUUGGAACGUGUGGUACACCACUGAUUCUUCCACACUGUUCAACCCUCUCACCCUGCUGACACACGCAGAACCAAUUAGAAAUGAAGAGCAUUUCACAUGAACCAGACGUAUUGGAGAGUGUCAAGGGGAUCUCUUUUAAAAAGAGAACAGAGAGCAGCUUGUGGACAACUGAGUCCAGCACCAUGUGUCCGGAGGACCUACCAUCCUUGGAUCCACCAGGAUACCACAAGUACCACGCCAGCUGUCAGAACAUGAUUCCAUUCCGCCUUGCGUCAGGGUCAAAUCCUAUGGAUGAUGCUGGAUUCUUCUCCUUUACAUCAUACUCAUGGAUGACUCCAAUGAUGUGGAAGUUGUUCAGAAACAAACUUGACAGAAGUAGUUUAUUUCUGUCACCUCAUGAUGGUGCCAAUACAAAUGGAAAUAGGUUGCAGAGGCUUUGGGAAGAGGAGGUAGCCAGGGAGGGUAUUGAGAGAGCUUCCCUGGCACGAGUUGUCUUUCGUUUUCAGAAGACAAGACUAUUUUUUGCAUUCUUUGUUUCCAUCUUAUUCACCGUUGCAGUUUUCAUAGGACCGUCUGUGUUGGUUUACGAAAUUCUGAGCUACAUUGAAACCCCUGAAACGUCCACACUUGAAUAUGGAAUUGGCCUCUGUGUUGCCCUUUUUAUCUCCGAAUUCUGCAAAGCCUUCUUCAUUUCAUUGAUGUGGGCAAUUAAUUUACGAACAGCCAUCAGAGUCAAGAGUGCUUUUUCCAUGUUAGCGUUUCAGAAGAUCAUCUCUCUUAGAGCGCUCAACAGCAUCUCUGUGGGAGAGGUGAUCAAUGUCCUUACCAGUGAUGGAUAUCGGAUGUUUGAGGCUGUGGUGUUUGGCACCUUCCUCCUCUGUAUACCUUUCUUGUUGCUCAUGUGCAUUGUGUAUGCCUGCUAUAUCCUGGGAUAUACAGCACUAAUUGGCGUAGCUGUAUAUCUGGUUUUCAUUCCUAUACAGUUUGCAAUGGCCAGACUGAUCAAUGUGUUCAGGAGGAAAGCCAUAGCUGUAACAGACAAUCGUGUUCGCACCAUGAAUGAGGUUCUCACCUGCAUCAAACUUAUCAAAAUGUACGCGUGGGAAAAUUCAUUUGAGAAGAAAAUCACUGAUAUAAGAAAAAAUGAGAAACUACUGUUGGAAAAAGCUGGAUAUGUUCAGAGUGUGAACUCCUCCAUAACAACCCUCAUCCCUACACUUGCUACAAUUCUCACUUUCGUCACCCACACAGCAGUGAGGCUUCCCCUGAGUUCUUCAGCUGCCUUUACCAUCAUUGCUAUUUUCAAUUCCAUGAGAUUCUCUCUGGGCCUCCUUCCUUUUUCAGUCAAAGGCUUAGCAGAAGCAAAAGUGGCCUUAGCCCGUUUGAAGAGAAUCCUCCUUAUUGAGAGCCCAGAUCGUUAUGUCACUCUACAAACUGGGUCCCCCAAUGCCUUGGUUAUGAAGAUGGCCUCAUUUUCUUGGGAAAAGCCUGAGAGUAGUCUACACACUUCAAAAGACAUGACCACUCCGUCUGGGGUGGGAAAUCAGUUCAAAGGAGGGAAAGGAGACCAACAGAAUCAAAAUGGAAUACAUACUCCUAGCAAAGCUCAGAGUAAAGCAGCACUGAAAAACAUCACCUUCAAAUUACCCAAGGGAAGACUGCUUGGGAUUUGUGGGAAUGUAGGGAGUGGAAAAACAUCAUUAAUAUCAAGCAUUCUAGAACAAAUGCAUCUACUUCAGGGAUCUGUGACAGCUGAUGGGUCAUUUGCCUAUGUUUCCCAACAAGCUUGGAUUUUCCAUGGAACUGUUCGGGAUAACAUUCUUAUGGGAGAAAUGUUUGACCAAAUCAGGUAUGACAGAGUUCUUCAAGCUUGCAAUCUGAAACCUGACUUGAAAAUUCUUCCCUAUGGUGAUAUGACAGAGAUUGGGGAAAGAGGCUUAAACCUGUCUGGUGGGCAGAAGCAGAGGAUCAGCCUUGCCAGAGCUGUGUAUUCCAACAAAGACAUCUUUCUACUGGAUGACCCUCUCUCAGCUGUUGACGCCCACGUGGGGAAACAUAUCUUUACGGAAUGCAUCAAGGAGGAGCUGAGAGGGAAGUCUAUCAUUCUGGUGACUCAUCAACUGCAGUACCUGGAGUUUUGUGAUGAGGUGCUGUUACUUGAGAACGGGGAAAUCAAAGAGAUGGGAACGCACAACGAUUUGAUGAAAUCCAAAGGCCGAUAUGCAUACCUCAUUAAUAACUACCAUUUGGAACAGUCCAAUAAUGAUCAACAUGAGGAAGACUCUGACAUAAAAACCAAGCCUAAUGAAGUGAAUGGAAAGUUCUCAAAUGGAAUACAAAAUCCAGCAUUCGAUAUGUCAGAUGAGAUCAAUCCACCAGAUGAGCCAACGAAGGAAUCAAGUGUUCAUAGCACAAAAGAUUCAAAAGAUCAGCUUGUUAAACAAGAGUCCAGCCAAGAAGGCUCAGUAACAUGGAAGACCUAUCAUCAGUACUGUAAAGCUGCUGGAGGGUAUAUAUUGCUGCUGCUGAUUGCACUGAUGUUCAUCCUACUAGUUGGGACAACUGCUUUCAGUAACUGGUGGCUCAGUUUUUGGCUUGAACAAGGAUCUGGGCAAAGAAAUUCUUCAAAUUCAACUGCAGACAGUGGCAACAUUUCAGAGAAUCCAGAACUUUAUUUCUACCAGAUGAUAUAUGGCUUGACCAUUGUAGCAAUGAUUGUGCUCAGUGUCGUCAAAGGAUACUCCUUCACCAAAAUCACUUUGCACGCAUCGUCCAAACUCCAUGACUCCAUGUUCAAAAAGAUCCUGAGCAGCCCGAUGAGUUUCUUUGACACCACACCCAUUGGCAGAAUUGUCAACCGCUUCUCCAAGGACCAGGAUGAAAUUGAUGCUGCCCUGCCCUUCAAUAUGGAGAACUUCCUCCAGUUCUGCCUAAUGGUGACGUACAUCGUUGGCACCAUUUCAGCAGUGUUUCCCGCUCUCCUUAUUGCUGUGGCAGCACUGGGACUCAUAUUCACUGCCAUUCUGUAUGUUUUCCAAAGAAGUGUCAGAGAGAUGAAAAGAAUGGAGAAUAUUAGUAGGUCCCCGUGGAUAUCCCUCACAACAUCAACAAUUCAAGGACUCGGCACCAUCCAUGCCUACAACAAGAGAGAACAAUAUAUAGAGCUGUUCAAGGAAAUGAGUGAUACAAAUUCAAACCACUUUUUACUCUUUAACUGUGGGACCAGAUGGCUCUCCUUCAGACUGGAUUUCCUCUCUGCAGUAGUCACUCUAUUUGUGGCAUUAUUUGUGGUCUUGGCCCCAGCCAGCAUAAGCUCAGCAAUGAAAGGGCUGGCUUUGUCCUACACUAUUCAGUUAACGGGGAUGUUGCAGUAUGUUGUGAGACUUUCAACAGAACUAGAAGCAAAAUUCACCUCUGUGGAAAGGCUCCAGGAAUAUAUUACUGGUUGUGUCUCUGAAGCUCCCAGAAAGAUUGAAGAUGUGGAUAUCCCAGAUGGUUGGCCCCUAAAAGGGUCCAUCACGUUCCAGGACUAUGGGAUGAGAUACAGAGAGAACACGCCCAUUGUGCUGAACAGACUGAAUCUGAAAAUUGCACCAAAAGAAAAAAUUGGCAUUGUGGGAAGAACAGGAUCUGGGAAGUCUUCACUUAUAGCAGCUCUGUUUCGGCUUGUGGAGCCAGCCAAAGGAAAAAUCUUCAUUGAUGAUGUGAACACCAGUUUGAUUGGUUUGGAAGAUCUACGCAGUAAACUGUCAGUUAUACCUCAGGAUCCAGUACUGUUUAUUGGUUCAGUAAGAUAUAAUCUGGAUCCUUUUAACAACUACAGUGAUCAAGAGAUCUGGCAAGCACUGGAGAGGACAUACAUGAAAGAUUCUAUUUCCAAACUGCCAGAGAAGCUGGACUCUUCAGUGAUAGAAAAUGGGGAGAACUUCUCAGUGGGUGAAAGGCAACUCAUUUGCAUGGCCAGAGCCCUCCUCAGAAACUCAAAGAUAAUAUUACUGGAUGAAGCCACCGCCUCCAUAGAUUCAGAGACAGACUCUCUGAUUCAGCACACUAUCCGGGAGGCCUUCCAGCACUGCACCAUGCUGACCAUCGCUCACCGCAUCAACACUGUGCUUGAGUGUGACAAGAUCCUUGUUAUGGAAAAUGGAAAGGUUGCUGAGUUUGACAAACCGGAGAUUCUGUUGCAGCAACCGGACUCUCUCUUUUCAGCACUUCUAACAGCAGCUAACAAAGUGAAGACAUGAGUGAAGACUGAGCUGGAAGUGGAGCCAGUGUGGAGUUAGUCUUUCCAAUAGGACACACACACAGAACCACCAUGCGUAUUGUAGCUACAUACCUCUUAAAUUCUCUCCAACUUAAUUACGCAACACAAUCCAUGCCAUACAGCUGCCAUAGCUGCACACCUCCCUAGCACACGGACCUUAAAGAUUGCUUUGAUCUGAGAAGUUAGGUGAAUGUUCUCCAGGCACAUUGUGUCAAACUGCUACAUUAAAUUACAUUGAUCUUUGGACUGAUGUG
This is a messenger RNA of Megalops cyprinoides (Indo-Pacific tarpon), 4531 nucleotides long. It is a transcript of the gene abcc12, whose product is annotated as ATP-binding cassette, sub-family C (CFTR/MRP), member 12. Gene Ontology annotation, molecular function: ABC-type transporter activity; ATP binding; ATP hydrolysis activity. Lineage: Eukaryota; Metazoa; Chordata; Actinopteri; Elopiformes; Megalopidae. Gene Ontology annotation, cellular component: membrane. The record is from RefSeq and is a predicted model, not a curated record. Bases 94 to 4257 code for a protein of 1387 amino acids. The transcript has 31 exons. Gene Ontology annotation, biological process: transmembrane transport.